AUGGGUAUGAUGCAUAAUGUCACGUCAAGGUUUAACUCAUCAUUUUUCUUUGGGGUUACUGUUAUUGGCAUUUUAGCUGCUAUAAACUUUGCGACAUCAUUUGCAGUAGAUCAUAGUUUUUCUGCUUCAAUUUCUAAUGUUAACGUGACAAAAUUCAUAAAAAAUUCAAGAUAUAACUGGGAUGAAGCAGAAUUGACCUUCAAUUUGAAUGGGAAUUUUUCUGAUAUUUUUAAUUGGAAUGUAAAGCUAGCAUUUUUUUAUGUGGAGCUGGAGUAUAAUGCUUUAGAAAGGAACCAAAUCACAUUGUGGGAUAAAAUCAUAUGGAGAAAUCAGAAUACACCGAUUAACUUGAAUAUGAUAAAGGAAAAAGGAAAAUACGCUGUGAGGACGAAGAAACAUAACUUGAAAGGCGCAACGGGAACUGUGAAAUUGAAGAUUGAAGUGACUCCAAUAGUGGGGCUUAUAUACAAAUUGGAAAGCACACCAGCUUUUGUGAGGUUCCCUAAUGAUUAUUCUUAA
Messenger RNA from Blepharisma stoltei, 519 nucleotides. The record is from the annotation of a GenBank genome assembly. Lineage: Eukaryota; Ciliophora; Heterotrichea; Heterotrichida; Blepharismidae.